AUGGCUGAAGUGCAAGGCUUUUGUGAUCCGCCUUCGACUCUGUGCGUGAUGUUAUACGACAAAGACUUGCCGAAGGCAAUGAAGUGGGCGUUUCUCUUUGUGUCAACAUUAAUGGAAAAAGAUGUUCUGGACCUUAGGGGUGGUUAUGCAGAUGCAAGCCAGACCGAAUUAAAACCAUGGGGCAAAGACACGAUUACUGGAGUAUGGUCAACCACCAAGAUUGUUACCAGCCUGGCGGCUCUUAUUCUCGUUGAUCGUGGCUUAUUGGAUAUAGAUGAGAAUGUGGCGACCUAUUGGCCUGAAUUUGCGGCGAAUGUCUCACAGAUUCUUAGCCAUUCUUCUGGUGUUAUGACCCUGGAGAGGAAGCUUACUCCCAAAGGGAUGGAAGAAAGGGAGGCAUCGGUCCUGAAACUGGCUGAGGAACUGCAAAGCCUGGAUAGAACCGCCGCAAGGCUUGCAGACCAACCUCCUAGGUAUAUUCUGGGGGUUCCAGAGCGCACACAUGGCUUCCAUUUAUGGACAUCUGGUAGGCGAGCCUGUGUGACGUAUUACUCGAAAAUCGUUGAGUCAGGGCUGACUUCCAGCUUGGUCUGCCUGAGGCAGGAAUGGGCCCGAACUGCUGAUAUUAUUCCGUUCCCAUUGAAUAAAAUGGUUCCUCUUACUGCUGUUGAUCCCACUAGCAUUUUGGGUCGGGUACUUCAAGGGUCUUUGGUGUACCCUAUCAUUCCAAAUAAACCUGUAUUCAGAAAGUCUGAGAAUGGCGCUAUGGGUGGAUUCUCAAAUGCACGUGCCUUAGCACGUAUUGGAUCGUUGGUCUCACUGGAUGGUACUGUCGACGGAAAACAGUACCUUCCUCUCAACCCUCGACGAAUCAAUGACAGAGCGAAUGAGAGGUUUUGA
Penicillium pulvis is the source of this 900-nucleotide messenger RNA. Its product is annotated as serine hydrolase domain-containing protein. Bases 1 to 900 code for a protein of 299 amino acids. The record is from RefSeq and is a predicted model, not a curated record. Lineage: Eukaryota; Fungi; Ascomycota; Eurotiomycetes; Eurotiales; Aspergillaceae. The transcript is spliced from 3 exons.